AUAAUGUAAGAAAAAUCCUAAGAAAUUGAUCAAUCACGUGUCUAUCUAAGUAGAGCAUAAAUGAUACUACGAAUGGAACGAGAUUGAAUCUCCAGUUUGAAAUGUUAUUAGUCCCAUGUAAUGAGCCGUAACGUGCGAUGAUAGGGAGCUCGCAAUCUCGCAGAUCGAUAAGAAAAUUAUGAUAUCAUCGAUAUUCGCAAAAGAUUGUUAAGCGAUAACCUGGUUCACGUUCUACAAACAACUUAGCCGGCAACAUUAAUCAGAUGAUGUAAGAAACGUCAGGCAUAUGUAAGAAGAAGAUUAAUGAAGAUAUCGUUAUAUACACUUUGUUAAUUUUUACAUGACGUGCUAAAAAAAAAACAAACCUAUCGCGAUGUCACGUGUCACGUGUAUUGUCUUUUUGUUCCCGCGAUAUAUCGCGCCGAUGACGACUCGUUUUUAGAGUCUCCUUCAGUAAAAUUUUAUAUUACGUCAAUGUGUGGAUUUUAAAGUGUGCAUGGAUAUGAGAGACAAUCUACGCGAUGAAUAAAGCAAGUAAUAUAUCAUCAAACAUUGACUUGGAUGAUCCAAGAUUUCGUAUUAAACCAUAUCAGCAAAUUGUAGCUGCUUGCACUGGUGCAUUUAUCACGUCGGUGUUUGUGACCCCCUUGGAUGUGGUAAAAAUACGUCUUCAAACGCAGCAGAAAGCGAUGCUUUCAAACAAGUGUUUUCUAUAUUGUAACGGUUUGAUGGAUCAUUUGUGUCCUUGUGCAAAUGGUAAAAUGCCUGAAUGGAUGAAAAGGAAUGGAAAAUUCCAUGGAACAGUGGAUGCUUUGAUAAAAAUAAGUAAAACAGAAGGUGUAAUAUCAUUAUGGAGUGGUUUGAGUCCCACUCUUGUUUUAGCUAUACCUGCAACUGUUGUAUACUUUGUUUCCUAUGAACAAUUGAGAUUAUAUCUCAAGGAUACAUAUAACAGAGAGUUCAGAAAAAGAGGUAACAAUGUCGAACAACCUUUUUGGAUUCCUGUUUUAGCUGGUGGUACAGCACGAAUUUGGGCAGCGACAUUGGUGAGUCCAUUGGAGUUGAUAAGAACAAAAAUGCAGUCACAGAAAUUGAGUUAUGCAGAAAUAACACAAGCAAUGAAAACAGUUGUGAAAUAUAGUGGUAUUUCUGGAUUAUGGAUGGGAUUAAGUACAACACUUCUACGUGACGUUCCUUUUAGUGCUAUAUAUUGGUUGAAUUAUGAAACUAUAAAGAAGAUUUUCUACACCUCUCACCAAACUUUUACUUUUAAUCUAGUAGCAGGCGCCGUAUCUGGAUCUAUAGCAGCAGUUCUCACUAUUCCAUUUGAUGUAGUAAAGACGCAUAGACAAAUUGAAAUGGGUGAAAAGGAAAUUUAUUCAGAUAAACCUAUUCGAAGUAGCAAUACAUGGUCUAUAAUACAGAGGAUCUAUCAUCAGAAUGGAUUGAAGGGUUUAUUUACAGGAUUGACACCACGUUUGGUAAAAGUAGCCCCAGCUUGUGCAAUUAUGAUUGCAACUUUCGAACACGGCAAACGUUUCUUCCAAUUGUAUAAUGCUAGGAAAGCCAUUGGAUUUGAGAUGGAACACGAUAUACAUUUAUUGCAGCAUAAACCUAGUAGUGCAGAAUGAUGUGCCUACCAUAGCAAAUUGUACAGAUUCACAAUAAAUUAUAUUUUAAUUAAG
Cataglyphis hispanica is the source of this 1685-nucleotide messenger RNA. RefSeq names its product probable mitochondrial glutathione transporter SLC25A40. The record is from RefSeq and is a predicted model, not a curated record. Lineage: Eukaryota; Metazoa; Arthropoda; Insecta; Hymenoptera; Formicidae. Bases 522 to 1631 code for a protein of 369 amino acids. The transcript is spliced from 7 exons. Gene Ontology annotation, biological process: mitochondrial transmembrane transport.